AUGACUUCUACUACAACUACAACAUCAAACUCAUUAAUCGAUUCACAAUUAGAUUGUGCACUCGAUUUAAUGAGACGUUUACCUCCACAACAAGUGGAAAAAAAUCUUUCUGAUCUAAUUGAUCUUGUACCUGAUUUAACUGAAGAACUUUUAGCAGCUGUUGAUCAACCACUUAAAGUUGUUCGUGAUCGAGCUGUUGGCAAAGAUUAUUUAUUAUGUGAUUAUAAUCGUGAUGGCGAUUCUUAUCGAUCACCAUGGACAAAUACAUAUACACCACCAUUUGAUGGAAAUCUUCCGUCCGAUCGACUUCGUCAUUUAGAAAUUGAGGCUAAUCAAGCAUUUGAACAAUAUCGUGAAAUGUAUUUUGAAGGUGGUGUUUCAUCUGUUUAUUUUUGGGAUCUUGAAAAUGGUUUUGCUGGUGUUGUACUCAUAAAAAAAGUUGGUGAUGGUAGUAAAAAAAUAAAAGGUUGUUGGGAUUCAAUUCAUGUUAUUGAAGUACAAGAAAAACAAAGUGGUCGAACAGCUCAUUAUAAAUUAACAUCAACAGUUAUGCUCUGGUUACAAACACAUAAAACAAUGUCAGGCAUGAUGAAUUUAGGGGGAAGUUUAACACGACAACUUGAAGCGGAUCAUCAAAUAACAGAAUUUUCCCAACAUAUAAUUAAUAUUGGGAAAAUGGUUGAAGAAAUGGAAAAUAAAAUUCGACAAACACUUAAUGCAAUUUAUUUUGGCAAAACAAAAGAUAUUUUAAAUAGUUUAAGAAAUGCAGAAAAUUUUCAAAAUCGUGCUCGAUUACAACAAGUUAAUUUUACAGGUGAAUUACAAUCAGCACUUAAUCGUACAAGACCAACUGAAUAA
This is a messenger RNA of Rotaria sp. Silwood1, 858 nucleotides long. The record is from the annotation of a GenBank genome assembly. Lineage: Eukaryota; Metazoa; Rotifera; Eurotatoria; Philodinida; Philodinidae.